Molecule: messenger RNA, 1497 nt
Organism: Clunio marinus
Lineage: Eukaryota; Metazoa; Arthropoda; Insecta; Diptera; Chironomidae
Source: the annotation of a GenBank genome assembly
AUGUCUGCAAGAACUCAAAGAAGUGGAACAAUUAAAAAUAAAUAUAUUCCGGGUGACAUUACGAGUUUUAUUAAUCAACACCCAAGUCGAAGUGCGCUUUACACACGUCAAGAGAGUCAGGAAAAAGUUGAGAGUCUAAAAAAUGGAGCACAAAGUUUGACUGCUGGGAUGAAUAAAAUUAGUUUGGAGCCAAUAUGUACGCCAAUGAACAAUUUUCAUCCAUCAAAAUCAAGUUCAAAUAAAUUGAAAGACGCAAGAGCAAAAUCGGCUUUUGCUGCUGCGUAUCACAACUUUCAAACAGCUAAGAAAAUGGCACAAGAGAAUUUAGAUCACCAACCUCUUCCCGAUGCUAUUUUGGAUAAGAAUUUUACAGAGUUACAAGCGCAAGGUGACCCAAAUCCUGGAUUAGGUCUUGAUGUUCAACUCACAACUACUGGAAUUGGCUACAAAGGUUAUAAAGUCGGACCAACUCAAUGCACCAAACUCAAAGUAUAUCGCCCUAAGACUUGUGGAGUGUUGCCGAAGCAUCUCGAUAAGAGUACAAUGAGUGAAGCUAUCAAUGGUGAACAAAUAAAAUUGGGUCCUAAAAUUGGGCCCAUGGAUUUAGCGAUCGGGUGGGAUUAUCGACCAAAAAAUCGUGAACCGAAAUUGCCGAAACAUAUUGAUGGAUCUAACGAUAUUGUGGCAUCUGUUUUCACUUUGGUACCGCAACAAGUUCCUGAAAAAGAGAACAUCAUGCAGUUUGAACGGGCUGAAGGUGUUUUUCACAACACUCAAGGUGAAAUUGACUUCUUUGAUCGCGAUUUAAUAUUGAAACGAAAAGAUUAUCAAAAGAAAUAUGAGAAAGAACGGGAAUGCACAUGUGGAACUGACGUUGCAAGUUUUUCUAAUGUGCCUGGUAGUGAAAGUAUCGCAAAGAAAAAUCGACCAAAAACUUCAAAGUCUGAUUCUGCUGUUUAUAUGACGUACGGUAAAGAUCGUCGUUGUAAAAGUUCACCAAAUUUGUCAAUGAUUGUCAAUCCAAGGACUAACACAGAGAUUGGAAGUAUCACAACAGCUGUUGAGGAUCCAAGAAAAAUUCCAGUCAACAAUCUUCCAAUUGAAACAAAUGAACAGAAAAAAGUUCUGCAACAACCACGUUAUGCACAUCCAACAAUUCCAAGAAUGUGUCAUCAAAUGCGUCAUGAUUAUGAGAAAAUGAUGAAGAAAUAUUUCUUAACCAACGAAUUAAUGAAGCUUGAUGAAAACAAUAAUUGUUCGUUUUCUUCUCCAACUCCACCAAUAUCGAAGAAACCUCAAGUGAUUUACGUGCCUCGACCAAAACAACCAUACAAGAAGAAAAAUUAUCGAAUUGAAAGCUUAGCUCCACCAUUCUCAAGUUGGACCGGUCGCGGAGAUGAGUUUCCUAAUCACUUGAGAUUGUCAAGUAUUUAUCAACAAGCGUAUAAACCUGUAGAGUCUAGAAAGCGUCGCUUUUUGCAAGCAAUUCAUCGAUGA